GAGAAAAAGAAACCAUUCUGCUCAGCGUGCUUUAUGCUCACGACUGUCAUACUACUGCAAGUUUGAAAUCGUCCUCGUUUUUUCUACGUAUUUGAUUUUAUUUCCCUCCUUUUAUAUUAGCUUGUUUCGUCAUAAUGUAAAAAUCGAAAGCAUUCGGGAAAUCAGACCUUUACAAUUAGACGGGUUUUGCUGAGCAACUGAAUGUCUUCAGUGCAAAAAUAUUAGUGUUUUUUCAAUGGCAGUAUGUCAGGGGAGCUAGGGAAAAAGGACCCUCUGUCUGAGAUGAGUCUCUCAGAGAAAAACAGUGAAAAAUCAAAACUACAUGGAUCCUUCAGUGAGAAAACACCAUCACAAACAAAAAGUGAAAGAUCAAGUUCACCUGUAUUGAGCUCUGUGUCUAUGAAGACUGACCAGUCAAAAGGUUAUGGAGUAGACUUCGGUGAGAAAACACCAUCCUCUUCCAAAAGUGAAAAAUCAAACCUACAUGAAUCCUUCAGUGAGAAAACACCAUCACAAACAAAAAGUGAAAGAUCAAGUUCACCUGUAUUGAGCUCUGUGUCUAUGAAGAGUGACCAGUCAAAAGGUGAUGGACUAGACUUCAGUGAGAAAACACCAUCCUCUUCCAAAAGUAUCAAAGAACAGAUGACCACAAUAAAUAUUGGUGAAGAAAUUAAACGGUGGAAAGCUCUAAAAGCACAGAAGAGACUGAAAACUGAUGAGGAACUGGCAUCUUUUCUUCUCAACAGGUUUCAGUUUGAGAAAUCAGACUCAAACUACAAGAAUUAUCGCAACUGCAAGAAUUUCGAAGAAGAUCUCCAAUGGAUCUUUAAGGAACUUGAGAACAAAUUAAUUGUGUUUCUUAAAAAUGAGCUGGACAAGUUUAAGAAAAUAUUGAAAAGAAAGAACACACAGUACUUUGUGCAGGACUUUAUAGAGGAAAUGCGUGAUAUCAAAGAAGCAGCACUUGAUAUGACACUCUUCUUUCUGAGAGAUAUGAAGCAAAUUGAGGCUGCAGAUGCUCUACAAGAUGAGCUGAUUCUCAUUCAACAGCGACCACUAAAAUCAAACCUGAAGAAGAAGCACCAAUCUGUAUCUGAAGGAAUUGCAAAGCAUGGUGACUCCAAGCUUCUGAAUAACAUCUACACAGAUCUUUAUAUGACUCUGGGUGUUAGUAAACAAGUCAAUACCCAACAUGAAGUAAGACAAAUUCAGGCUGCUGACAGGCGACAUAAAACAGAAGAGAUUCCGGUUGAAUGCCAAAAUUUGUUUAAAGCACCUGAACAAGACAAGGAGAUCAGAACUGUACUGACAAAAGGAGUUGCUGGCAUCGGAAAAUCCAUCUCUGUACAAAAGUUUAUUGUGGAUUGGGCUGACGGAAAAGAAAAUAAGGAUAUUACUUUCAUAUUUCCUCUUGCAUUUCGAGAGAUGAACUUAAAGGAGAAUGAAAAACAAAGCUUGUCAGGUCUUAUGAGUCAGUUUUUCCCAGAGAUAAAAGGACUCAACCUUAAAAGAGAUGAUAAGUUUAAAUUCUUGUUUAUCCUUGAUGGUUUGGACGAAUGCCGUCUUCCUCUGAACUUUGAGGGUAAUGAGAUUUGCCGUGAUGUAUUGUUACCAGUCUCUCUGGAUGUUCUGCUAACAAACCUCAUUAAGGGAAAUCUGGUUCCUUCUGCUCUCAUCUGGAUCACCACCAGACCAGCAGCUGCCAUUAAAAUUCCUCCUGAAUAUAUUGACCGUGUGACAGAAGUACAAGGAUUCAAUGAUGCACAAAAAAAGGAGGAGUACUUCAGAAAAAGAUUUACAGAUGUGGAUUUGGCAAACAAAAUUAUUGAUAAUGUUAAACAAUCAAAGAGUCUUUUUAUCAUGUGCUACAUCCCAGUCUUCUGCUGGAUUUCAGCCACUGUUCUUCAUAACAUUUUGGAGGAGAAAAUAAAUAAUGAUAUGAAAAACAAUAAGGCUGAUGACGUCUCCAAAACACAGCAGAGAUCAAACACUGAAGAAACUCCCAAGACUCUGACACAAAUGUACACACACUUUCUCCGCUUUCAGAUCCUGCAGAGCCAUCGUAAGUAUGAAGGCAAAUACACACCAGAUGUUCCCUGGGAUAAACAUGCCAUGCUUUCACUGGGGAAACUGGCAUUUCAUCAGUUGCAGAGAAACAACCUGCUCUUUUAUGAUGAAGAUCUGGAAUCCUGUGGUAUUGAUGUCGAUAAAGCAUUAGUGUAUUCAGGCAUGUGUACCCAGAUUUUUAAAGAAGAAAAAGGAGUUUUUCUUGGUACCACUUUCUGCUUUGUUCACCUGAGCAUUCAAGAGUUUAUUGCAGCCCUUUAUGCACAUCUAUUUCUAGACCUCGAAAAAAAGAGUGUGUUUGUUAAUCAUGAGUCUGGGGAACAGGAAAACAAAAAUUACACCAUGAUUGAUUUGCUUAAGACUGCAGUGGACAAGGCACUUGAGAGUGACACUGGACACCUGGACCUUUUCCUUCGCUUCCUUCUUGGUCUGUCACUUCAGACCAAUCGUCCACUCUUACAAGGUCUGUUAACACCGCAAGAUGGUAAUGAUGAGAACUACAACGAGAUAGUUCAGUACAUCAAGAAGAAAUUAGAAGGUGAUCUGUCUCCAGAGAGAUCCAUCAAUCUGUUCUACUGUCUGAAUGAACUGAACGACCAAACUCUGGUAAAAGAGAUUCAAACUCAACUUAGAGAAGGAAGUCUCUCAUCUGCUGACCUUUCACCUGCCCAGUGGUCUGCUGUGGCCUUUGUUUUGUUGACAUCAGAGGAAGAGAUGAAGGAGUUUGAGCUGCAGAAAUUCAAGAAAUCAGACGAGUGCCUCUUUAGGCUAUUGGAAGUUGUGAAAAUUUCCAAAAGAGCUGUGUUAAACGAUUGUAACUUAACAGACAAAAGCUGUUCAAGUCUGGCUAAAGCUCUUGAAUCGGAUAACAGUCUGGAAGAGAUGAAUAUGAACAAUAAUAAUCUGCAAGAUUCAGGAGUGAAGUUGCUCUGCAGUGGACUGAAGAGUGUAAAAUGUAAAUUGGAGAUACUGAGUCUCAGUAAGUGCAAUCUAACAGAGGGAAGCUGUUCAGAUCUGGCUUCAAUUCUCAGUUCAGACUUCAGCAAUCUGAAGUAUCUUGACCUGAGCAACAAUAAUCUGCAGGAUUCAGGAGUGAUGCUGAUCUCUGAUGGACUGAAAAAGAACUGUAAACUACAGAAGCUUAAGUGAGUUGACAUAAUUA
Molecule: messenger RNA, 3229 nt
Organism: Labeo rohita (rohu)
Lineage: Eukaryota; Metazoa; Chordata; Actinopteri; Cypriniformes; Cyprinidae
Product: NACHT, LRR and PYD domains-containing protein 3-like
Exons: 12
Coding region: 244-3216 (990 amino acids)
Molecular function (GO): protein binding
Source: RefSeq, a predicted model, not a curated record